Raphanus sativus (radish) is the source of this 755-nucleotide messenger RNA. Its product is annotated as ethylene-responsive transcription factor ERF015-like. The transcript has a single exon. The coding region runs from base 1 to 552 and encodes 183 amino acids. The record is from RefSeq and is a predicted model, not a curated record. NCBI's taxonomy places the organism in Eukaryota, Viridiplantae, Streptophyta, Magnoliopsida, Brassicales, Brassicaceae. Gene Ontology annotation, biological process: regulation of DNA-templated transcription. Gene Ontology annotation, molecular function: DNA-binding transcription factor activity; DNA binding.
AUGAUGCCACCCUCUACUCCCAAAUCGCCUCUUUUUAGCUCUUCACUUGAAGAAGACCAAAGAUUCAAAUGCUACAGGGGUGUCCGAAAGAGGUCCUGGGGCAAAUGGGUGUCUGAAAUAAGAGUUCCAAGGACUGGAAGACGAAUAUGGCUAGGUUCGUAUGAUGCUCCGGAGAAAGCAGCCCGAGCCUAUGACGCUGCUUUGUUCUGCAUCAGGGGUAAGAAAGGAGUUUUCAAUUUUCCCAGUGAUAAAAAGCCUCAGCUUCCUGAAGGUUCUGUCCGGCCUCUGUCCAAGCAUGACAUACAGACAAUAGCAACAGAGUAUGCUUUAUCAGCUGCGUCUGUGCCUUCUUCCCCUACCACCACAACCCCGGUGGCAACAGAUCAGGUUCCUGCUUUCCCUGAUGCGUCUGUUUCAACUGAGAUUAUAGAGAUGGGCAAUGAACGUUAUCUCCCAGUGGACACAGCUGCGGAAUCAAUGUACUCAGUAGAAGACUUAGAGCUAGACAGUUUCCUCAUGAUGGAUAUUGACUGGAUAAACAAUCUAGACUAGCGCUUAUUUGGUGUUAACUAUACUAGUUACUUGUGUGUCCAUUUAGAUGCUUAUUUGUGGGGGGGUAUAUACAUGCAUCAUCAUUGUAUUUGGUGAACUUGUUUUAUUUAGCAUGCAGUUUGUUGUUCUUGUUUUUGCAAUGUGUGCUCUUUUUUUUCAUAUACUGGACUUUAUGAUUAGGAGUUGGCGUCAAAACCUUAACU